AUGUGCAGAGGGAAUGAGACAGAAUCCACAAAUUUCAUCCUCCUGGGACUCUUCCCUGAAUUUAGAUACAUCACAGCUUUGGUUUCCAUUGUUCUUCUCAUCUACAUGGCUGCCUUCAUUGGCAACACUCUUCUGGUCCUCCUCAUUUGGUUGGACUCCCGGCUCCAUACCCCCAUGUACUUCCUGCUCAGUCAGCUCUCCUCAAUGGAUUUGACUUUGACCUCUAGCAUCAUACCCAAGAUGGUGGCCAACUUCUUUUCUGGAUGGCAAGGCAUAUCAUUCCUGGCUUGUGGUACUCAAAUAUUUUUCUCGCUGACAGUAGCCAUUGGAGAAUGCAUCCUUAUAACUGUCAUGUGUUUUGAUCGCUAUGUGGCCAUCUGCAAUCCCCUGCGGUACCCUGUCAUCAUGAGUCCUAGGAUGUGCUGGCAGAUGGCUGCCAUGUCUUGGGUUGGAGGGGGAGCAAUAACUUCACUGGUUCAUACAGCCUAUGCUAUGCAUUUUCCCAUUUGUCACCCCCGAGAGAUCCUGCAUUUUUUGUGUGAGGUCAUGGCCCUCUUGAAGCUCACUUGUGAGGACAUUUCAGCCUAUGUGAAGUCAGUGGUGGUCUCAAGCUUUCUGGUGGUCCUCAUCCCUCUAAGUCUCAUCCUGGUCUCCUACGCCCUCAUCUUUCUUGCUGUCCUCCGCAUGAACUCCUCUGAGGGCAGGAACAAGGCUCUGGCUACCUGCUCCUCCCACCUUUGUGUGGUCACCCUCUACUUUGGCCCUGCCAUAUUGGUCUACAUGAGACCUGGGUCUUCUAAGACUCCCAGAUUAAAUCAAUCUCUUUUUAUGUUUAAUGCCAUCCUUACCCCUAUGCUUAACCCACUCAUCUAUAGUCUGAGAAACAAGGAUGUUAUAGAAGCUUUGAAGAGUAGAGUCAUCAAUAGAUGCCCCCUGAGAAAGAUGAAAAGACAUCUACAUUGCUAUACUUGA
This is a messenger RNA of Rangifer tarandus platyrhynchus (Svalbard reindeer), 972 nucleotides long. The record is from the annotation of a GenBank genome assembly. NCBI's taxonomy places the organism in Eukaryota, Metazoa, Chordata, Mammalia, Artiodactyla, Cervidae.